Molecule: messenger RNA, 2777 nt
Organism: Setaria italica (foxtail millet)
Lineage: Eukaryota; Viridiplantae; Streptophyta; Magnoliopsida; Poales; Poaceae
Product: ubiquitin carboxyl-terminal hydrolase 25
Exons: 9
Coding region: 387-2318 (643 amino acids)
Biological process (GO): protein deubiquitination
Cellular component (GO): nucleus; cytosol
Molecular function (GO): cysteine-type deubiquitinase activity; cysteine-type endopeptidase activity
Source: RefSeq, a predicted model, not a curated record
ACCGCGCGAGCCCAUCACACCGAACCCAACUCUUCACUCCCCUUCCCUUCUCUUCCGACCCCGAGGGGAAAAUCCGACUACUCGCCUUCCCUCCCUCCUCUCCUCUCGCGUCCCCUGGCCGGCGUCCUGCUGCCCGAUUCGAGGGCGCGCGCCCUCCCCACCGCUCGCGACGCGCCUCGCCGGCCGCGCCAACCCUCGAGCUCGCUUCGGGAGCGCCCAGCUUCACCACGGUGGCCGUUCCUCCGCGGCGCCCGCUGGUGGGCGAUGCGAUCGGAUGAGUUGGCAGCGGCGGCGGCGGCGGCGCUUCGUGGAGCGGAGGAGGAGGGAGGCCUUGUGCUGUCCCGCGGCGGCGCUGCCCCCGCCGCGGCCACCCCUCGGAGCCGGUGAUGGCCCCGACCGCGGAGCCGUCUUCGCCGCCGCCGCCGCGGCGCCCCCGCACGGGCCCACCCCCGGGGCUGAAGAACCUCGGCAACACCUGCUACCUCAACAGCGUCCUCCAGUGCCUCGCGUCCACACCGCCCCUCGCCACGUUCUGCCUCGCCUCGCGCCAUUCCAACCUGUGCAAGAAAGUGUUCCCGAACAGGGACAAGGAGUGCGUGUUCUGCGUGCUCGAGCGCCAGAUCGCCCGGCUCCUUCGGGCAGAUGCAGGGGCGCUCGACUCGCCAGCAAAGAUCAUCCGCUGCAUUCCCCUAUUCGCUGAGCACUUCCGAUGGGGGCGCCAGGAAGAUGCGCACGAGUUCCUUCGCUACGUCGUAGACGCCUGUCACACUGCUGGUCUCCGCAUGCGCAAGCGGUUACCCGCGGCAAUUGCCAAUGGAAACUGUGGUGAGGAGGAGGGCCGGGGGCAGGGUGCGUGCAUGGUUAUGAGGGAGACAUUUGGUGGGGCGCUGCUUAGUCAGGUGAAGUGCCUUGUGUGCAAGGGAGAGUCAAACAAGACAGACGAGAUAAUGGAUAUCAGUCUUGAUCUACCUGGGAGCAGUUCUGUUGCUGAUGCCCUUGCUCGCUUCUUUCAGCCGGAGAUCUUGGAGGGUGCGAACAAAUAUAGUUGCGAAAGAUGCAAAAAGCUCACCUCAGCACGUAAGCAAAUGUUUAUACUCAGGUCACCUAAGGUGCUUGUCAUACAACUCAAGAGGUUUGAGGGGAUAAAUGGUGGAAAGAUAAACAGGAAUAUAGAAUUCAAGGAGGCUCUUGUUCUUUCUGACUUCAUGUAUAAUAAAAACCAGGAUCCACAACCAGCAUAUAAUCUUUUUGGCUGUAUCGUCCACUCAGGGCUCUCUCCCGAGUCUGGUCACUACUAUGCAUAUGUUAAGGAUGCUAUUGGUCGAUGGUUUUGUUGUAACGAUUCUCAUGUCUCCCUAUCAAGCUCUCAGAAUGUUUUGUCUGAGAAGGUCUAUAUCCUAUUUUAUAUACUGAAUUCGAAAAAUCAAAAGCCUAGUACAAAUGGUUACUCUUCUACUGCAGCUAAGUCUUUCAGCACCAAUGGAAUUGGCAUAUCAAGCACCUCAUCUAGUGAGACCUUGAAGAUACCUUUGGUAAAACAGAAUGGUUCAUGUUCUACCAAAGGUAAUGCAUUGCUGCCCCUGAAGAAUGGCAAGAUUGCAUCAGGUCCACUUAUCAAGCCGAUUCACUUUAAGAAUAGUGUGACAGAAAAGGUUAAGUCAAAUGGCAAAGAAAACCUCCCUUCAAAAAUGAACCCAGAAGUUAAUGAGAGUGCUACACUGUCAGUAUCAAAUGAGCGCAUGACUGGAAAAUUUGUGGAACCCAGUAAAAAGAGUGCCGAUGGUACUAUUUCUUGUGGAAAGAUUGAUGAUCAUUCAGAAAGAAAAUUGCAGGAUGCAAAUGGAAAUGGCCAUCCAAUUCAUUCCCAGUAUCUUGGUGAGGCAAGUAAUGGUAAUACCACAUGUGCUCAACAGUAUUCUGAGAAAUCAUCUGGUGCCCUUGCCUCUAAAAGUCCAGUUUUACAUCAUGAAAUCGAAGAGUCUGCAAACUCAGUAAAGGAUGUGGUGAUUUCAGGCAAGGAUAGAGCGCACUCGAAACGCCAACUUGAAGAAGACAAGUUUAAGGAAGAGCUUGCUGAGUCAGCUUCUUCUGAGCUUCGGCUGUCUGUUUGGGUGGAUGAUGUCUGUGAUUUUAUGCGCUCACAAAAGAGACGGCGAAUUCAAAGCUCAGGCAUUCCUCAAGAUGUUGAUUCAAUGAGAAAACACCUAAAAUCAGAUUCUGAAAGAAUAUUUAGAUCAAAAGUUCCGGAGUCACUGGUGGAAAAUCUCAUUAAACGCCUGAGACCAUACUUUGAGGGCAUAUAUCCACCAAAUGCUUAGUUUUUCAUGCAGUAGUUCUUCAGAAUCCACUUAGGUGCCAAUUGGAUCUUGGUGGUCAACUAUCCAGCUCCUUGCGCGGCUUAUUUUUGAGGACAUUUUUGUUUUCCUUCCUGAGUUUAAGACGAGGAGUGGCCAAGUUGCAUGUACAAUAUCCUUUUUGAUGCUAUUAUUCCCCAUGCUAUAGGCACCAAUAUCCCCACCCUGAUUCUCUCCCUUUAUGUCUAGAAUGUAGAAGAUCCUUCCUUUUCUUUUGUAACAUAAUAGCUGGCAGGUUAAAGCAUGAGUUAUCAUGUUUUUUGACCGGACAAACGAACUCACACCCUUUCAGGUCCCUGAUUUUGGACAAGUUCAGUUAUGGGGUGAACACUCGAUAGAAACAUUUGUAGAUUUUUGGUGUAAUCUCUGGGUGCAAAUUGCCCUGAGAAUACAUGAAUUUUGAGUUUUGAUCAUUUGAUGGCA